CUUUCAUCCAAACCCAUGCUACCCAGUGGAAAGGUCAAAGAGAUCACGUGUUGCUGAUUUAGAAAAUAAAAGGCAAAAAACUGUAGAAACAUCGAGAAGUCAUUUCGCUUAGUCUCCAAACGAUAAGUGAGAAGCAAAAUGCUGAAACUUGCUGUUAUAUUCGCACUUUUUACUUUUGCACUGGGAUCUCCAUGCUUUGGAAGUAAUUCUACAUGUUCAGAUGGAAAAUUUUCGUGCGAUCCCUCUGAGACUGAAUGUGCACUUGGUUGCUGCCCAAUCCAAGAUGCUGUCUGCUGCUCAGAUGGUUACGAAUGCUGCCCUCCUGGUACAGUUUGUGUUCCUUAUGUCGGCGUAUGUAUUAGCGUUGACUCGUCAAGUGGAAAACCAGAGCUUAAAUCUGAAGAAGCAGUGGCUACGAAACAAACUGUAUCUGCUUGUCCACCAGGUACCACUACAUGUCCCGCAGGAUGCUGUCCUUUCGAAAAUGCAGUCUGUUGUUCUGAUAAACUUCACUGUUGUCCAAAUGGAUAUAAGUGCACAGAUGUAGCUUGCGUUAAGAGUUCGGACAAUUUGUUACUGAGAAAAAUUGCAUUUAUUGGUAAAAAGCCUUUCUUUCAACCACAGAAGACUGUUCUGAAAGUAUGUCCUGGAGGAAAUCAUCGCUGCCCUACGGAGAAAAACUGCUGUAUAAAUGAUGAUGGUUUAUGGGAAUGCUGUGAUAAGCCUAGUCUUGCAAAAGUUAAAGACAACUGCUGUGAUACUGUAAUGGGACACACUUGCUGCCCUGAUUACCUUGUAUGCACAUACUAUGGGUGUCUCUGAAUAGAUCUUCAUUUUCUAUUUCGUUUCCAUUUUUUUUUUUUUUUUUCUGAAUUUGUCUUAAAUCAAUGUGCUGUAAUUAUUUUUCAAAUAAAAGUUGCCUUUCUUGAACAA
Stegodyphus dumicola is the source of this 933-nucleotide messenger RNA. Its product is annotated as progranulin-like. The record is from RefSeq and is a predicted model, not a curated record. Gene Ontology annotation, cellular component: extracellular region. Lineage: Eukaryota; Metazoa; Arthropoda; Arachnida; Araneae; Eresidae.